Papilio machaon (common yellow swallowtail) is the source of this 963-nucleotide messenger RNA. RefSeq names its product translin-associated protein X (gene Trax). The coding region runs from base 105 to 944 and encodes 279 amino acids. The transcript has 4 exons. Gene Ontology annotation, molecular function: sequence-specific DNA binding; RNA binding; RNA endonuclease activity. Lineage: Eukaryota; Metazoa; Arthropoda; Insecta; Lepidoptera; Papilionidae. Gene Ontology annotation, cellular component: cytoplasm; nucleus. The record is from RefSeq and is a predicted model, not a curated record.
UUUGAAAGGAAAAUAUUUGGGCUUGUUGGCAUUCGGUAAAUAAAUAAAGAUAAUUCUUAAGAACAUAUAAAUAACAGGAACGAAAUACUAUAUAUUUUAGCAACAUGUCUGGAAGAGGUAAAUAUCGCCGGCACCGCAACCAACAAACGUUGUCUUCAGUGGCAAGAGAAACGGCAGUUUCACUUCCCGCUGACAGUCCUAUAUUGGCGAUAUUUAAAUCCGCUGCUGUAAAACUGAACGAUCGUCAAGACAGGCACGAGCGCCUGGUAAAACUCUCCAGAGAUAUUACUAUUGAAAGCAAGAGGAUCAUAUUUUUGCUGCACUCUGCUAUAACCAAAGAAACAUGUGAAAAAGCAGUUUCGGAAGCAAUUAUACGUCUUCAGAAACUAGCAAAGGGUCCGAUAAAAAGUAUUGGACUUGAGUUGGAAAACAUUCCGAACUACUUACAUUGGCGUGCUGUGACCCCAGGUUUCCAGGAGUAUGUUGAAGCCAGAACUCUAUGCUCAUUGAUGCAGACACAGAAUAUAAUAACAUUUCAAGAAAUGCAAGAUGAGCUGACUUAUAAAAUAGAAGAUGAGGCAAAUGACAAAGAAAGAAGUGUUAUCACUAUGCUGACUCAGAAUGACUACAUGCUAGGCAUUGCAGACCUGACUGGAGAGUUAAUGAGGCGGGCUAUCAACAGCAUUGCAAGUGGUGACAGUGAGGAAUGCUUCAACUGUUGUCAGAAUGUCAGAGAUCUGUACACAGGUUACUUAGGAGUCACAGGAUGCAGUCGAGACCUGAUCCGCAAACUAUCGACAACUCGUCGCAACGUGGAGAAGGUGGAGGCGGCGGUGUACGCGCUGAGGGUGCGCGGGGGCGAAGCACCGCCCGCACUGUUGGCCGCCGCCCCACCCUCCUGGGAUGCAGCCUCAACACAUUCCGAUGAUGAAGGCUUCUAUUAAUUUAUUAUAGAAUAAUUAU